CGGACCACUCCUUGAGGCGUCCACUCGUGGCCUCUCAAAAGAUCCUGAUCGGAAAACUGAUGGUCUUACGUGCUCGAGCGAGAGCUUCGGAGGAUAAACAACCGCAGAAGCCAAUUUGAUCGCCACCGUCGUGCUCUGACAUAGCAUGGUUCAUAUGAGAGCUCUGAACUGUGACCUCUUUCCGAGUAGCCGCUUCGCCCGAGGCUUGUACCGUGACACGAGCGUUAAACGAAGCACUGGCGACGAUCUUGUCUAUCGAAUCGUUCGCUGUAGAGAGUCCCGGGAGAGAGAACGAUGGCGGCGCGAGGAGAGAGGCGGAGUCCCUGCAUUACGGUGCUCGUUGUCCUCACCGGAGGAAGCGGAAUUCGGAGGAAUAACGGGGUUGAGAACAGAGCGGAGAGACGAUGGCGGUGGACGGUUCGAGUAUCUGGCGAAGGCGCACGGAUGGGGAGUGAGGAGGUUGAUUGAAGACGGAGACGAAAUGAGGGCGGUGGCUCGAAUCCAAGCCCAAGCCUUCCAUGAACCGGUGGCUCUCUUCAACGAUCUCUUCUUCCAGUUUUUCGAGGCAGAAGUGCUCGCCGGGCUCGUUUACAAACUCCGAAACUCCCCUUCGGACAGAUACGCUUGCUUGGUGGCUGAGCCCGCGACGAGUGCUCCCAUGCUCGAAGAUGGAGUGGUCGGAGUGGUCGAUGUCACGGUGUUGAGGGAGAAGGCUGUGCUUCGGCACUUACCGGGAGCUGAAGAGUACCUCUAUGUGUCCGGCAUUGCAGUGUCCGAGAGCUUCAGGAGGCGGAAAGUGGCAACCGUGCUGCUCGAGGCCUGCGAUGAGCUCUGCAUUGGAUGGGGCUACCGGUAUCUGGUGCUCCGAGCUCAUGAGGACGAUUCUGGCGCUCGCACAUUGUACGCGAACGCGGGUUAUAGAGUCGUGACUGGGGAUCCUAUAUGGGUCUCUUGGAUCGGGAAAAGGCGACGCGUCCUUAUGAUCAAGAAAAUCGGGUGAAUCAUAGUACGAAAUUCGACUGCUACGCGCGAUUCGCCUCUGCAAAAUUUCAGAGUAGCACAAGACAGAGGAGGAGAUGACAUUGAUCCUACGCUGCGUGCAGUGAGUAUCCUUACAAGUUGGAGGGAUAGGAUGGAAAAUCUCUAAGAUCGCUAUUGAGCACCCUAUUCUGUACUCACUUCAUCCGUGCGAGAAACCAAGUUUGAAUUGGAAAAUUACUACGAACUUUUAGACUAUUCUCGAAUUGACCCGAAAAACAUGUAUCUGUCUCAAUUGAUUCCCCUAUUUUAACUUGUUAAGGACGAUGAUGGUUUUGAUG
Molecule: messenger RNA, 1319 nt
Organism: Rhodamnia argentea
Lineage: Eukaryota; Viridiplantae; Streptophyta; Magnoliopsida; Myrtales; Myrtaceae
Exons: 4
Coding region: 146-1000 (284 amino acids)
Biological process (GO): mitotic sister chromatid cohesion
Cellular component (GO): cytoplasm; NatA complex
Molecular function (GO): N-acetyltransferase activity
Source: RefSeq, a predicted model, not a curated record